Nematolebias whitei (Rio pearlfish) is the source of this 1384-nucleotide messenger RNA. It is a transcript of the gene mrm3a, whose product is annotated as mitochondrial rRNA methyltransferase 3a. The record is from RefSeq and is a predicted model, not a curated record. Lineage: Eukaryota; Metazoa; Chordata; Actinopteri; Cyprinodontiformes; Rivulidae. The transcript has 4 exons. Bases 4 to 1380 code for a protein of 458 amino acids. Gene Ontology annotation, molecular function: RNA methyltransferase activity; RNA binding. Gene Ontology annotation, biological process: RNA processing.
AAAAUGGCUGCGUUCAUGAGAGGCGUGAAAUGCCUUGUUUCCACAGAGCGAAAUGUUCUUCUAAUUAAGAGGAGCGGCAUUUUUAUUGAAUCUAAACGGUAUGUGCGCGGACUGAAAAGGAAACCCGUCAAUGUGUUGUUUCCUGAAAACGAGCCGGGAAAAGUAGUGAAGCCUCCGUCAGAGACUCGUGUUAAGAAGCCAGCAGAGAAACAAAAUGCGACAAGAAUCACCUCUAAAACUACAGAGUAUUUUGAGAAAGAUGACUCUGUUAAGACGAGCAGCCCUGAUCAGUCGACUGUAAGGCGUCCCCAGGUUUCUGCAGCAAAGAGCCAACUUGAUGGACUGCACAUCGAGAGUGCCUUUCCUGGAGAUAAAAGACUAUCGAGAUUAGUAAGUGUUGCUCGGUCUAGAACAUUUCGGGAGCGCCAGGGCAAAAUCCUCCUGGAGGGCCGACGUUUGAUCUGCGACGCUCUGGAGGCUGGUGCCAGCCCACAGACGGUGUUCUUCAGUACCCUGGAUCGGCUUCAAGAGCUGCCUCUAGACAAGCUGAGGAGAGCCACACUGAUCAAAGUCAAGUUUGAUAGCAUCAAGACCUGGUCUGAACUUGUUGCUCCACAAGGAGUCAUUGCCAUAUUUUCUCGUCCGGACCCGACCCACAUUAACUAUCCCCAAAGAGAUGAGUCAGUGCCAUUGUGUCUGAUAUGUGACAACAUCCGGGACCCUGGUAAUCUUGGAACAAUGCUCCGAUCUGCUGCUGCUGCCGGCUGCAGUAAAGUCCUCCUCACCAAAGGUUGUGUUGACGCUUGGGAGCCUAAAGUUCUUCGUGCAGCCAUGGGGGCCCAUUUCCGUUUUCCCAUCUAUCCCCAUCUGGACUGGGAUGACGUUGAAGAUCAUCUACCCAAAUCAGUGAUCGUCCACGUGGCUGACAGUGGCCCCAUCAUAAGAACAGACACUGAGGAAAAUGUGUCUUGCAAAGCAGGAGACUACAAUUGGGUCAGCUCAAGGCCAAAUAAGAAAAAGGUUCAGUACGAGGAUUACGAUACUGACUCUGACUCUGACUCUGAUUCUGAUUCAGAGUCUGAAGAUGAGGACCUUUCCCUCCCCAGUGUGGAAACCAAGCUGUACCAUGAGAGCUGGGCUCAGGGCUCCACGGCUCUUGUCAUUGGUGGUGAGACACACGGUCUGAGCCACAAAGCGGUCCAGUUAGCGGAGAAAACAGAUGGUCGUAGGCUCUUUAUUCCUGUCGUUCACAGUGUGGACAGUUUGAACUCUGCUAUGGCGGCCAGUAUCCUUGUAUUUGAGGGCAGGAGGCAGCUGUUGCAGCUUCUGCAGACAUCCGGGAAGAAACCGCGAUCCAAAGCUGAGAGGCUGCUUUCAUGAUGUU